AUGGCACACCUAAAUUCAUUAAAUAUAAGCAAAAUUUUCUGUAUUUUUAGUUUUUUAUUCUUUGGUGUUCUUGGGGCAAAAAAUUAUCAUAUUACAGUUACAUCAUUUAAACAUUCAUUGUUUUCAUUUUUUUAUUUUGACAAUAGUAAAGUUAUUCUUGCUCAUGAUAUUCUGGAUAAAGUUAUUUGGAAAAGCGACAACGAAGGUACAUCAUGGACUAAAAUAAAAAGUAUACCAAAAAAUAAGGCUAAAAUGUUAAUACUUCAUCCAUUUAGUGAUAGAAUGGCAUUUGUUUUAGGAGAGGAUAAGACACAUUAUUAUACAGAUGAUCAAGGGUUGACAUGGAAGAGUUUUUCUACAGAAAAUCCUUUUUCAGAAGAAACUGCACCGCUAAAAUUUAAUUCAGCUAAUCCUAAUUACAUUAUUUUUAUUGGCUCAGAAUGUGUUGAUUCGGCUCGAAUAAAUUGUAAAUUUAUGGCAUAUUAUACCAAAGAUGCAUUCAAUACUAAUCCAAAGCUUCUUAAAGAAAAUAUACAAUCAUGUAUGUUUGCUAAAUCCUCAAAGGAAUUUUCCAAUUGCUCAGAUGAAUUGGUUUUAUGUGUUUAUAUGCAAUCGAAUAUUUAUGCUUCAGGUAUAUAUUUAAUGAAGUCUGAAGAUUGGUUUUCAACAUAUACGCAUAUAAAUUUUGAUGAAAAACCAUUAGUUAGUUUAGAAGGAAUUGGAACAGUUCAAACUUUUAUUAUAGCUGUUGUUAGAUCACAUAACACUGAACUUGAAAUGUAUGUUUCUAAAGAUGGAAAUACAUGGAAUAAAGCUAAAUUCCCAUAUUAUCAUCAAAAAAAACUAAAAGAAAAUUCAUAUACUAUUAUGGAAUCGAAACCAUAUAGUCUUCAAGUAGAUAUUUUGACAUCAGAAUAUCCCUUCUAUGGCGGAAUUUCUUUUAAAUCUGACAUUAGCGGCAUAUAUUAUACACCAAGUUUGGAACAUACAAAUAGAAAUGAUAUGGGUUACGUUGAUUUCGAAGAUAUUCGUUUUAUUGAUGGUGCCAUUUUUGCAAAUGUUAUAGAAAAUUGGAAAGAACUAGAAAAUAAUGGAGAUUUUGAUAAAAAAAUUCAAUCGAAAAUAUCUUAUGAUAAUGGUAAUACAUGGAAUUCUAUUAAACCUCCUAUAAAUUCUGAUUGUAAUAUUUUUGAUUCUAAAAUUUGUUCUCUUCAUUUACAUUCUAUUACGGAUAGAUAUAGAUUUGAUAAAACAUUUUCUAGCUAUGCUCCUGGAAUACUUAUUGGAAUAGGUUCAGUUGGAUCAUAUUUAAAACCUUUUCAUGAAUGUAAUCUUUAUAUAUCUGAAGAUGCAGGUAAAACAUGGUCUUUAUCAUUAGAGGGAACGCACAUAUAUGAAUGCUCUGAUCAUGCAAAUAUAAUUGCAGCAAUUCCUGAUCAAAAGACUCGUAAUUUUUACUAUUCUUUUGAUAGAGGUAGAAAUUGGCAAAGUAUUGAUUUAAAGCAUAACAUUCGGCCAUUAGCAUUAAUAGUAAUUCCUAAUUCUAAAACAGGAAAGUUUUUGCUUAUUGCAACUGAAUUCAAUGAAAAUGAUAUUGAUCACUCGAUAAAUGCUAUUUCUAUUGAUAUUGGUGAAGCUUUUACUAAACAAUGUAUUUUAGAUAAAAAUGAUUUAGAAAAGAGUGAUUUAGAAAAAUGGUACUCUCAUACUGAAAAUGAAUCAAAUUGUUCAAUGGGUCGUAAACAAUAUUUCUGGAGAAGAAAGAUUGGUAGAAAAUGCUUUAUUAAAGAAAAUUAUUCAGAACUUCAGGUCAUUGAAGAAAAUUGCCCAUGUUCUAAUAAUGAUUAUGAAUGUGAUUAUAAUUUUAUGGAAUAUGAUAAUAAAUGUUUGGAACAAGUUCCACAAGAGAUCCCUCCAGAUGCAUGUAAAAAGCCGGAUGAUGUCUUUUGGGCACCUAGUGGAUAUAGAAAAAUUCCAGGAAAUAUUUGUGAUAGCAAACGUGGUGUUAUAAAAGAUAAAAAAAUCGAAGUUUCAUGUAAAACAAAUACUCAUUUGGAUAAAAUUAGAAUUACAUUAACGGAUUUUAAAGGAGAAUUAGUUAAUUAUUAUUACCUUAAGAAAAAUGAAGAUGAUUCUAAUGAUAAAAAUGAUGCAGAUGAGACUAUUCUUGUUUUAACAAAUCAAAUGGAACUUCAUGUUUCACACGACCAGGGUAACCAAUGGAAUCAAAUUCUUGCAGAUGAAAAUAUUCUUUUUAUGUAUCAAAAUGUUUACACAAGCGAGCAAGUAUAUUUUUUUGGAAUGAAUAAAAAGGCCUGGGUAACAAAAAAUCGAUGUUUAACUAUUGAAAAAAUUCAACUUCCAAUUUAUUCACAUAUUGAAUAUAAACCUGAGUUUCAUCCAGAUAAUAAAGAUUGGAUUAUAUAUACUGGAUGUAAAGAUAAUAAAAUCAUGCAAGAAUGUGAAACGGAAUCAUAUUAUUCUUUAGAUGGAGGAAAUUCAUGGAAUCUUUUAAUAUCUAAUACUCGUUCAUGUUCUUGGAUUAAAACUAAAGAUUUUGAUGCAGAUAAAAACUUGAUAUAUUGUGAAGUAUAUAUAUUUGAUUCUGAAAAAUCUUCAGAUAAUCCUGUAAAAUUGGUUUACUCGACUGACUUUUUUAAUACUUAUAAUGUUUUGUUUGAUUCCAUUACUAAUUAUGCGAGAUUUAAAGAAUUUAUAAUUUUAGGAAAAUACAAUUCUCAAUUAAAGACUCUCGAGCCAUAUAUAUCAUUAGAUGGGUUAAAUUUUACCAUUGCUAAUUUUCCUUCUCACUAUUCUGGGCAAAUAUAUACAAUUCUUGAUUCUUCCACAAAAUCUAUAUUUGUACAUGUUACUAAAGACGACUAUAAAAGUUUUAAAUGGGGAUCUAUACUUAAAUCUAACUCUAAUGGGACCAAUUUUGUUAAAUCUCUGGAUUUCGUUGAUCGUAAUAGUGAUGGAUUUAUAGAUUUCGAAAGAUUCAAAGGAUUAGAAGGAAUUAUAAUAUCUAAUAUUGUAAUAAAUCCAGAUGAUAUUGUUAAGGGUUCCUCAAAACGUGUUAAAAGUUUAAUUACAUAUAAUGAUGGUAGUGAAUGGUCUUAUCUAACUCCUCCUAAAGAAGAUUCAAAAGGAAAUAAAUAUUGUACUGGAAAGCUUGAAAAAUGUUCAUUAAAUCUUCAUGGAGUUAUUGAACGCAUUGAUCUUCAUGGAACAUUUUCCUCAAUUACAAUUCCCGGUUUAGAUUUUGCUAUUGGAAAUGUUGGCGAAUAUUUGGAUAAUUAUUUAAAUAGUAAUACAUUUAUGACGCUAGAUGGAGGAGUAACAUGGAAGGAAAUCCAAAAAGGACCUUAUUUAUGGAAAUUUGGAGAUCAAGGUUCUAUAAUAUUAUUAGUUAGAGAUAAAGACUAUACAGAUCAUUUUCUUUACUCUUUAGAUAUGGGAAGUACAUGGAAAACAGUUUAUUUUCCAGAAAAAGAAUCAAUUUUAAUAUAUGAUAUAACAACUGUUUAUUCAGAUACAAGCCGAAAAUUUUUAUUAUUUUCUAUUAGAAGUAACAACGGUAAUAAAUGGACUGCUAUACAUAUUGAUUUUACUAUGCUUACUGAUAGAAAAUGUAAAUUAAAUGAAGAUUCUUUAGAUAAAAGCGAUUUCAAUACAUGGAGUUUUAAAUACCCAAAUAGCGAAAAUUCAUGUCUUUUUGGAACUAUAAAAACUUAUUAUAGAAAAAAAUCAGAAAGACAUUGUUUUAUAGGAAAAAGUAAUAUAAAACAUUAUAUUUCAAAAAAUUGUACAUGUCAGCCACAAGACUAUGAAUGUGAUUAUAAUUAUGAACGUGCAUCCGAUGGGAGCUGUCAAUUAAUACAAGGCCUUAAACCCCUAGAUCAUUUAGAGGAAUGUAAAAAGCACAAUCUUCUAGAAUAUAAUAAACCAACUGGAUAUCGAAGAAUUCCUCUUACAACAUGCCAAGGAGGCAAAGAACUUGAUAAAGAUUCAACACCUAUUCCAUGUCCUUCAAAAGAAAAAAAAUUUAUAAAAUUAGGAAAAGGUUUACAUGGUUUCGAAUUAUUUUGUAUUAUAAUUUCACCUUUUAUUAUUAUUAUUUUUGGUAGUUAUUGUAUGUGGAUUUUAUAUAAAGAUAGAUUUUUAGGACAAAUAAGACUUGGCGAAGAUGAAAGGCCAUCUGGAUUGAUACAGUAUCCUAUAAUACUAUUGGAUAAAAUAACAGUCUUAUUUUCUGCCAUUCGAACUAUUACAAAUUAUAUUAUAACUAGAAUAAUUUCUUUAUUUUCUGGCUAUAGAUUUAAUACAAGAAAUUCUUUUUUUAGGAAUAAUUAUUCCGCACUUUUAUCAGAUAGUCCUGAAUUACUCUAUGAUGAUUUUGAAAGUUAA
Molecule: messenger RNA, 4407 nt
Organism: Pneumocystis murina B123
Lineage: Eukaryota; Fungi; Ascomycota; Pneumocystomycetes; Pneumocystales; Pneumocystaceae
Exons: 14
Coding region: 1-4407 (1468 amino acids)
Biological process (GO): Golgi to vacuole transport; protein targeting to vacuole; Golgi to endosome transport
Cellular component (GO): Golgi apparatus; membrane
Molecular function (GO): protein binding
Source: RefSeq, a predicted model, not a curated record